AUGAAGAUAUUGUUGUGCUUAGUUUAUAUUUUCUGCGUUGGAAGUAUUCAGGCGGCUGGACCUGAAGACAACCACGUAAGACCAUGCCAGAAAGGUGACCUGGACUGCAUUAAACGUUUCUUUGCUACAAACUUCAAAUGCACACCUGGAUCUGCUGAUUCACACAUAAUCAAAGUGAAACAACAACGUUUUGAACUCCCAGUAGCUGGUCUGACUGCAACUAUUCACAACGCUGAGAUUAAAGGGUUAGAUAUAGGCCGAAUUGAGGAAUUCUACAUAAACAACAAGACAGAUAUAUUAGUAAUGGAAGUCGUUUUUGACCAAAUCGUGAUAGAUUCAGAAAAAACCGAAAUGGUUCAUUAUCGCAUGGGCAGAGCACCUACUGAACUAGAAGACUACACUAGCACAAUAUUUAAGGAUUUGAAACUGACAAUGACCAUUUUAAAUGUGAGUGAUCUUAAUACGUCGUCUUGUUACGUGUAUGCAUUGAUACCAGAUGUAAGUGAUGUCAAUUUAAUAAAGGGUCCCGGACUGUCAGGAUUGGAUGUGACAGAACUUUUUAACAUGGCCAGAGACGCCAUGUUGACAGAAGGUAAAGCUCUGAUGGAAGCAUUCUUGCGAUCCCAGAUCUGCGAUCUGAAGUGCGAGAUUUAA
Messenger RNA from Arctia plantaginis, 654 nucleotides. Lineage: Eukaryota; Metazoa; Arthropoda; Insecta; Lepidoptera; Erebidae. The record is from the annotation of a GenBank genome assembly.